This is a messenger RNA of Peromyscus maniculatus bairdii (prairie deer mouse), 970 nucleotides long. NCBI's taxonomy places the organism in Eukaryota, Metazoa, Chordata, Mammalia, Rodentia, Cricetidae. The record is from RefSeq and is a predicted model, not a curated record.
GUCAACUGGUUCACCUGAUAAAAACCAUCCUGGACUGAGGUGGUCAAGAUUUUGUAGACAGCUUGGGACACAGUGAGCUACCUGAGAGGCAGACAGAAUAUGAGAAGAAAUAGAUAGAAGGGAAUUGCUGGAAUGGUCAGUGAAUGAGCUGCUAUGCAAGGUGUAAGAGGACCUCAAGAAGGCAGCGACUCCUGUGAUGCACAGCUGAUAGCAAGGAAAGCUUCAGAGGUUUGAGAUGCACCAGGCACUUCAGAGUGCUGGACACUGUGCCAAGAGGAUUAGACGGCACCCUGCUGAGGAAGGAGACUUUGAGUAGGAAAGCAUGUUAAGCCUCAACAUCACUUACUUUGUACUGAUAAUGGCAAGGUCUAUGACAUCAGAGUGGGAUAGAUGCCAGCAUGAGAAUCUCCCCCAGAUACCCAGAGUUCCAUACCACAUGACAUUUGGUUCUGGGUUACCAGGUACCAAUGGUCAGAAGAGAGCCAUCCCAGAUGCCUCUCCUGCUGAUCUUCAGGAUUCCUUGAGCCCCAUUUUUCAAUUAGCCCCAGGCCAGAUGUCCACUGGGAACUUCUGUGCUCUUCUUCAGCCUGGCCAUGGGUCAUUGCAGCCACCAAGUCCAACACAGUACACAAGAGCUGUGGAAGAAGGUGAGGAGGCCCUCCACUGCCAACAUCCCUUCCCUCCUCAGAACAAUCAGGAAAAAAACAGUAUGGAUGUGUGGUGCAACGGUGAAAUAAUAGAGUCAGCGGGUGAGUUUGUAGAUGAUGGGACUGAAACACACUUCAGUGUUGGGAGCCAUGACUGUUACAUAAAGGCCGUCAGCAGCGGGAAGAGGAGAGAAGGGAUCAUCCACACCCUCAUUGUGGAUAACAGGGAGAUCCCAGAGAGCCUUCAGUGACUGCUCGUCAAUGAGUUCUGAGCUGAAGAGGACUUACUAAUGGCUGCGGUAAUUAAAUGUGUUCACUCUGUA